AUGAAAUCUACAUGUGCUGCUAAUAAAAUCAGUGAGGAUGUAUACAAAAGAAGGUCACAGAGAAGCAAAGAUAAAGAUAUUGAGAGGCCCUUUCAGAUUCCUAUCCAUGAGAAAACGACAAAAUGGAAGAUGCAACUGCUGAAACUUAUUCUACUUGUCAUUCUACUUUCCGUUUUUGUUACUGUUUUAUAUUCACCUGCAGUGUGCCAUCCUGAACAAAUAUCAGAUUCUAUUUCAAGGCCAAAUUUUGUGAAAAGGUUAAUAUGGGGUGGAUCUGAUCCUAGAUAUCUGUCUCAUGAGGUUGUCAAUUGGAAUGAUAUAUCAAGCGCCAUAACGGAAAUAUCUAACAAGAAUGAAAUUCAAGGAGUUGGGAUAUUAAACUUUAAUAGUACUGAAAAGAAUAUCUGGCAACAAGUUCUCCCUAAGGCCAAACAUAUUAACCUGCAUUUAGACUAUGUAGUAGAGAAUAUAACUUGGGAUUCUUUAUACCCUGAGUGGAUUGACGAAGAACAAGAACAUGAAGUUCCGAGUUGCCCUUCUUUCCCAAAACUUGAAGUUCCUAGAAUAAGACUUGAUCUUAUUGCUGUCAAGCUUCCUUGUAGAAAUGAGGGUAAUUGGUUGAGAGACAUGGCUAGAUUGCACUUGCAGCUUGCAGCUGCUGGUCUAGCUACCUCUGCCAAAGGCUACUACCAGGUGCAAUUACUUUUUAUCACCAAGUGUUUUCCCUUGCCAAAUCUAUUUUCAUGCAAGGAACUCGUUUCACGAAAAGGCAACAUCUGGAUCUUUAAGCCAGACUUGAAUGUUUUGAGGGAGAAGGUCCAACUCCCAGUUGGCUCAUGUGAACUUUCACUUGCGCUCGAACAUAGAGAUGAAGGUCACUCGCAAAAUGUAAAAAGAGAAGCAUAUGCAACAAUCCUGCAUUCUGCUGAAGUUUAUGUCUGUGGGGCAAUAGCUGUGGCCCAAAGCAUCCGAAUGUCAGGGUCAACUCGAGACCUUGUGAUACUUGUGGAUGAAAGUAUAAAUGAGUACCACAUAAGUGGACUAGAGGUAGCAGGUUGGAAAGUUCGAAGAAUGCAGAGAAUAAGAAAUCCAAAAGCUGAGAAAGAUGCCUAUAAUGAAUGGAAUUACAGCAAGUUUCGAUUAUGGCAACUUACAGAUUAUGACAAAAUCAUCUUUAUCGACGCUGACCUACUUAUACUAAAAAACAUUGACUUCUUAUUUAGAAUGCCAGAGAUUUCGGCAACAGGAAAUAAUGGCACACUUUUCAACUCGGGUGUCAUGGUGCUGCAACCAUCUAAUUGCACAUUUCAACUUCUAAUGGAUCACAUCAAUGAGUUUGAGUCCUACAAUGGUGGUGACCAAGGCUACUUGAAUGAAGUUUUUACAUGGUGGCAUCGAAUUCCAAAGCACAUUAAUUUCUUGAAGCAUAUAUGGAUUGGUGAUGAUGAAAAAACAAAGCAAAAGAAAUCAAAACUUUUUGGUGCUGACCCUCCUAUUGUUUAUGUAAUCCAUUAUCUAGGACAGAAACCAUGGUUGUGCUUCCGAGACUAUGAUUGUAAUUGGAAUUGGGAUCUUUUACGCGAGUUUGCUAGCGAUGUUGCUCAUUUAAGGUGGUGGAAAGUGCACGAUGCAAUGCCAGAGCAGUUACAGCAGUUUUGUUUGUUACAAACUAGGCAGAAGGCACAAUUGGAGUGGCACAGAAGGCAAGCUGAGAAGGAAAACUUCAUUGAUGGACAUUGGAAAAUUGAAGUCCAUGAUCCACGUCUAAACAAAUGCAUCGACAACUUUUGUUCUUGGAAAAACAUAUUGCAGCACUGGGGAGAGACAAAUUGGACAGACCACAAAUUCCUUACUCCUUCCCCACCAGCCAUCAAAAAAGCAUUAGCUUCUCCCUUGUGA
This is a messenger RNA of Daucus carota subsp. sativus, 1899 nucleotides long. Its product is annotated as UDP-glucuronate:xylan alpha-glucuronosyltransferase 1-like. The record is from RefSeq and is a predicted model, not a curated record. The transcript has 3 exons. NCBI's taxonomy places the organism in Eukaryota, Viridiplantae, Streptophyta, Magnoliopsida, Apiales, Apiaceae. Gene Ontology annotation, molecular function: glycosyltransferase activity. Bases 1 to 1899 code for a protein of 632 amino acids. Gene Ontology annotation, biological process: xylan biosynthetic process.